Phragmites australis (common reed) is the source of this 2671-nucleotide messenger RNA. Its product is annotated as G-type lectin S-receptor-like serine/threonine-protein kinase At2g19130. Lineage: Eukaryota; Viridiplantae; Streptophyta; Magnoliopsida; Poales; Poaceae. The record is from RefSeq and is a predicted model, not a curated record. The transcript has a single exon. The coding region runs from base 109 to 2544 and encodes 811 amino acids. Gene Ontology annotation, biological process: protein phosphorylation; recognition of pollen. Gene Ontology annotation, molecular function: ATP binding; protein serine/threonine kinase activity.
CAUCAAUCCAUCUUUGAUUCCUUGUUAUACUUUCUUCAUCUAAAAAAAAAUCCUUGAUUCCUUGUGUACGCUUCUCUUGCACUCUGAUCCAUCCCACUACAAGUCGCCAUGCUUCCUCCUCCUUACUUACUGUGUUGGCUUCUCUUCUGCCUGGGUUACAGCUCCCCUGCUUUCGCUGCUGUAAAUGGCAGUACUCUGACGGCAGGCAAAGCCCUCGUCGGCGGUGAGAAGCUCGUCUCCAGCAAUGGCAAGUUCGCAAUGGGCUUCUUCCAAAAAGGCGCGAGUAAGUCCUCCGUCAACACCACCUUUCCCAACUGGUACCUAGGCAUAUGGUUCAACAAGAUCCCCAAGUUCACUCCUGUGUGGGUUGCCAAUAGAGAGAAGCCAAUCACUGAGCCAGCCUUGAACCUGUCAAGACUCACAGUGUCAGGAGAUGGCAAUCUAGUCAUCUUAAACCAUGUAACGAAGUCCGUAAUCUGGUCGAGCCAAAUUAUUAACAGAACCAAAACCAGUGGCAACACCACUGCUGUGCUCUCGGACAAUGGAAACCUUGUCAUACAAGAUGCCUCAAACCCAUCCAGAGUUUGGUGGCAGAGCUUCGAGCACCCAACCGAUGUUUUCCUCCCUGGCGGGAAGAUUGGCCGGAACAAGGUCACUGGUAGGACAUAUAGCUUUGUUUCAAAUAAGAACUUGAUCGACCCAGCCCCGGGCAUAUACUGCAUGGAGAUAGACCCCAGCGGUGCACAGCAAUUCUUUGUUAAGCUUUGCAACACAUCUAUAGUGUAUUUUUCCACUGGGGUUUGGAACGGCAAGUACUUUCCCUCGGUGCCGGAGAUGUCAGGAAGUGCUUUUCUUACUUGCAAUUUCAUCGAAAACAAUGAAGAGGAGUACUUCACUUACGCCCCGGUGGAUGAGUCAGUGACCACAAUCUGCUUGCUUGACGUCACUGGUGUUACCAAGCAGCUUCUUUGGGUUGAAGCCUUGCAAGAUUGGGAAACGAUAUAUUUCCAACCCAAAGCACCAUGUGAUGUUUUCUCUGUAUGCGGUCCUUUUUCAGUCUGCAAUGACAACGCGCUUCGACUGUGCAACUGCAUGAAGGGGUUUGCCGUGAAGUCACCGGAGGACUGGGACCUGGAUGAAAGGAGGGGUGGAUGCUUGAGAACUGCUCCACUAGAUUGCAGCAGGAACGUAAGCGCAAAAGAGUUGACUGAUCAGUUUUUCCCCAUAUCUAGUGUCAGAUUGCCCUAUGAUGCUCAUGCCAUGGAAGCUGUUGCAAGUGCACAGGAAUGUAUGCAGGUUUGUCUAAGUAAUUGCUCUUGCACUGCAUAUUCGUACAGCAAAGGUGUCUGUUCAAUAUGGCAAGGUGAACUUCUUAAUGUAAAACAGUAUAAUGGCACCACAGAUACUAACGGAGAGGUUCUUUACCUUCGUCUUGCUGCUGAAGAGGUGCAAAGUUGGGGAAACAGUGGCCGAAGGCGAAUGAUCAUUGGUGUUGUGGUUGGUGCAAGUGUUUUUGCUCUGGUUUUGUUGGUUCUUGUCCUGCUAUCAAUUAUUUGGAGGAACAAGAGGAAGUUGUGUGGUCAUCUAAACAGUGUCAAAUAUGGUGGUGGAGUUUUAGCUUUUAGAUAUGUUGAGUUGCAGCACGCAACUAAAAAUUUCUCGGAGAAGCUCGGUGAAGGUGGUUUUGGUUCUGUAUUCAAGGGGAUUCUAGGUGACUCAACUACAAUAGCAGUUAAAACUCUUGAUGGUACACGUCAAGGAGAAAAGCAGUUCAGAGCUGAGGUCAGUACGAUUGGAAUGAUUCAGCAUGUCAAUUUAGUAAAACUAAUUGGUUUCUGUUGUGAAGAUGAUAGAAGGAUGCUUGUUUAUGAGCAUAUGAAGAACCGUUCUCUUGAUGUCCAUUUGUUUCGAAGAAAUGGUACAAUACUAAAUUGGGGUACAAGGUACCACAUAGCCAUAGGGAUUGCGAAAGGGUUGUCCUACCUGCAUGAGAGUUGUCAUGAAUGCAUCAUACAUUGUGAUGUUAAGCCGGAAAACAUACUUCUUGAUGUAUCAUUUGUUCCUAAGAUUGCAGACUUUGGGAUGGCAAAACUUGUGGGGAGGGACUUUAGUCGAGUUCUGACUACGAUGAGAGGAACUAUAGGGUAUCUCGCACCAGAGUGGAUUAGUGGAGUAGCAAUCACACAAAAGGUCGAUAUUUAUAGCUAUGGAAUGGUACUGUUAGAAAUCGUAUCAGGAAGGAGGAAUGCAAUCGAAGAAUGUACAGGUAAUGGUGAUCAUGCUGUUUAUUUUCCUGUACAAGCUGCACGUAAGCUUCAUGAGGGAGAUUUGGGUAGCUUGGUCGAUCACCGAUUACUUGGUGAGAUCAACAUGGAGGAGGUCGAAAGAGCUUGCAAGGUUGCAUGUUGGUGCAUUCAGGAUAAUGAAUUUGAUCGGCCAACGAUGGGUGAUGUGGUUCAGGUACUUGAGGGUCUAGUAGAGGUUGGCAGGCCCCCAGUGCCAAGGCUACUUCAAACUAUAUUGGAAAGCUCUGCUACAUCCUGAGCGUACAUCAUAAAGGCAAGAGUUCAUAUUUGAGCAGAGCUGUGAUAUUUGUAAGAAAAUUUUACCGUGCAUGUACACUUGCCUGUCAUUGACUCAUAUUUUAACAUGCUAUUUUUGAAAAUUAGUA